AUGGAGGCGGCGGCCACAACGGCGGCCCCAGGCUGGCGCUGCCGCCCUGGGGGACGGCUGGAUAUGAGCCACGGCUUCGUGCGGCACAUCCGCCGCAACCAGCUCGCCAGGGACGCGUACGACCGCGCGGUGCGGCAGGCGCGGGGCCGAGCGCGGACGCGGCUGACCCCGGCCCCGGCGCGGCCCCGGCGGCCCGACCAGCAGGUGUACCGGCCGCACCGGGGCGGCGGUGAGCGGCACCGAGGGGGCGGGGAGGGGCGACCCCGAGACGUGGAAGGGGGAGGGGAGUACCGGGACCGGGGGAUGCGGGGUCUCCUAAGGGACCGCAGGAGAUGGGGGGAAGGGGCAACACCCCAGGGUGCCACAGGGGGGCCCGGGGGCGACGCCAGCGCGGGGGCCCCCCCCGACAGCUGCGGGGCUCCCCCGGACCCCGCCCGCGGGCCGCGGCUCUUCUGCCUCGAGUACGAGGGGGACGACGGGCAGGUCACGGCCGUCAUCGUGCACCAGGGGGACAGCGCCGAGGAGGUGACACGCCGGGUGUGCGCCCGGAGCCCGCUGGAGCCUCCCCUGCGCAGGGCCCUGUGCCAGCGCGUGCAGGACGAGCUCAGCAAGCGCCGGGGCACCGGGUGACGCUGCCACACCCUCCCGAACACUGCCACCCUCAUGGGACCGGUGCCACCCCGGGGUCCGGUGCCAUCCCCCCGGUGUCAAUAA
Sturnus vulgaris (Common starling) is the source of this 714-nucleotide messenger RNA. The record is from RefSeq and is a predicted model, not a curated record. NCBI's taxonomy places the organism in Eukaryota, Metazoa, Chordata, Aves, Passeriformes, Sturnidae.